GGGCCGUUUACGAAACGCCCUCUACUCUGCAUUCCCCACCAUUUGUUGUCUCCACCUUCCCUUUCAUUCAUUCCUAUUUCCUAGCAAUGAAGCCCACUCUUCCAUAACCACCAACCCAACAACCAUGAACACAUUAACCACCUAAAACAACCUUCAAAACUCAUCAAAAUGACCACAUUUUCCUUCCUUUCUUCCCUUCUAACCCUCCUUUUCCUCUCUGCCGAAUCCCCUUUCGGCCUCGGCAUCGGCAUUGGCAUUGGUGUCGGUGGAGGAGCUGGUGUUUGGAGUGCUGGAGGCGCUAACACUCAAAAUUUACCCCCACAACAAUCACCAUCAUUAACCCCAAGUCUUGACAGAGCUUAUACAGCUUUACAAGCAUGGAAAUCGGUAAUUUCUGAAGACCCAAAUGGGGUUUUAGCCUCUUGGGUUGGUCCAAAUGUUUGUAAUUAUAAAGGGGUUUUUUGUUCUUCUUUACAAGAUGACUAUAUUGGUGAUUGCCCUUCUUAUUCAUCUGUUUCAUCCAUAGAUCUCAAUCAUGCAAAUCUCAAGGGGGUUUUAGUUAACGAACUCUCUUUAAUCACUGAAUUAUCUCUACUCCAUCUUAAUAGCAACAGGUUUUCAGGUACAAUUCCUGAAACUUUCAAGGAAUUUGAGUAUUUAACUGAAUUAGACCUCAGUAACAACCAAUUUUCUGGCACAUUUCCUAAUAUUGUUCUUUAUAUGCCAAAUUUGAUGUAUUUAGACAUCAGAUUUAACAAUUUUUAUGGGUUAAUUCCUGAUGAACUUUUCAAUACCCAACUCGAUGCAAUUUUCAUCAACAAUAAUCAAUUUACUGGGCAAAUUCCUCAAAAUAUGGGCAUUUCUCCUGCUUCUGUGAUUAACUUAUCAAACAAUAACUUUUCUGGGGGUAUCCCUAUAAGUUUAGGGUAUGUAAAUACAGCAUUAAAAGAGAUCCUUUUUCUCAACAAUCAAUUAUCUGGGUGUAUCCCAGAUGGUUUCGGGUUGUUCUCAGAAAUUACAGUUCUUGAUGUUAGCUACAAUUCAUUAAUGGGUCAUUUACCUGAUUCUUUGUCCUGUCUUGAAGGUAUUGAAGUGUUGAAUUUGGCACAUAAUAAGCUAUCUGGGGAGUUACCAGAUUUGGUUUGUUCACUCAGAAACUUACUAAAUUUAAGUGUUGAAUAUAAUUUCUUUUCUGGGUUUAGUCCAAGAUGUACAAAUUUGAUCUUUAGAAGUGUUGGGUUUGAUUUUUCAUUGAAUUGCAUUCCAGGAAGAGGAAUGCAGAGGCCUCCUCCACAGUGUUAUGGUGUUCCUAGUAUGAUAGAUAAUUGCUUUAGAAUACCUUCAGCUAAGCCUUUUCUUUGUGGGUCCAGCUUGCUUGAUCUUAUUCUAGGUAUUGGAAAUGUGCCAUUUUCUCCUUGAAUUUUAGGAUAGCUUUAACAAGAUUGUUGUAAUUUGUAAUUUUGUGUUGUAAAAGAGGUUGGUUGGUUGGUUGGGAGUAUGCUAUCUUAUUUAGUAUUGAUAGUUGAUGAUGAUUCUGACCUUGAGAUCAUAAUGCCCUCAUUUGUAUGUAAUCGAUGACUUAGUAACUCGCUUUCCAUGUCAAUUUCAUCAUUGAAAAUUGUAAGGAAUUGUAUAAAGUACUAGUAUAAAAGAUAAGCAAUUUACUCAUCAUAUGUAGAGGGAUUUAUUUUUUUUUAUUCUUUGCAUAAUUGCAUCUACUUGUAUGGGAUGUGGGUUUUAAUUUUCAUCUAUAUAUGUAAAAGAAUGAUGAUAGUUCCCAUGAGUGAAAUACGCUCGGUAUGAUGACGAUGAUGAUAUGUUAGUGAAUAAAUUG
This is a messenger RNA of Amaranthus tricolor (Joseph's coat), 1834 nucleotides long. Its product is annotated as leucine-rich repeat extensin-like protein 4. Gene Ontology annotation, molecular function: protein binding. The transcript has a single exon. The record is from RefSeq and is a predicted model, not a curated record. Lineage: Eukaryota; Viridiplantae; Streptophyta; Magnoliopsida; Caryophyllales; Amaranthaceae. The coding region runs from base 169 to 1419 and encodes 416 amino acids.